Messenger RNA from Callorhinchus milii (elephant shark), 3259 nucleotides. RefSeq names its product mannosidase, alpha, class 2A, member 1 (gene man2a1). Gene Ontology annotation, biological process: protein deglycosylation; N-glycan processing; mannose metabolic process. The record is from RefSeq and is a predicted model, not a curated record. The coding region runs from base 27 to 3089 and encodes 1020 amino acids. Gene Ontology annotation, cellular component: Golgi membrane. NCBI's taxonomy places the organism in Eukaryota, Metazoa, Chordata, Chondrichthyes, Chimaeriformes, Callorhinchidae. The transcript has 21 exons. Gene Ontology annotation, molecular function: alpha-mannosidase activity; carbohydrate binding.
GCUUCACAAAAGCAUCAAACCUUCAGAUGUUGGAUGUGUACAGCAUUCUACCAUUUGACAACCCAGAUGGUGGAGUCUGGAAACAAGGCUUUGACAUCAGUUAUGAUGAACAUGAAUGGGACAAUGGGCCACUACAGGUUUUUGUAGUGCCCCAUUCACACAAUGAUCCAGGUUGGUUGAAAACAUUUGAUGACUACUACAGAGAUCAGACGCAGCAUAUCCUAAAUAACAUGGUGGUGAAGCUACAGGAAGAUAUUCGUAGGAGGUUUAUGUGGACUGAGAUUUCGUACUUCUCCAAAUGGUGGGACAGCAUAGAUAGCCAAAAGAAAGAUGCUGUCAAAAGAUUGUGUCAACUGGGCCAAUUUGAAAUCACGACAGGAGGUUGGGUCAUGCCAGAUGAGGCUAGCACACAUUAUUUUGCCAUGAUUGAUCAGCUGCUUGAAGGGCAUCAGUGGCUUGAAAGAAACCUAGGAGUAAAGCCAAGAGCAGGAUGGGCUAUCGAUCCAUUUGGACACACGUCUACUAUGGCUUAUAUCUUAAAGAAGACUGGUUUUUCAAACAUGCUCAUUCAGAGGGUCCAUUACUCUGUGAAGAAAUAUUUUGCCACUCAAAGGAAAUUGGAAUUCUUUUGGCGGCAGAAUUGGGAUCAGAAUGGAAGUACAGACAUCUUGUGUCAUAUGAUGCCCUUCUACAGCUAUGAUGUUCCCCACACUUGUGGUCCUGAUCCUAAGAUCUGCUGUCAGUUUGACUUUAAACGUCUUCCUGGGGGCAGAAUUCACUGUCCUUGGCGAAUUCCUCCAGUUGCAAUACAUGAUGAUAAUAUUCAGGAAAGAGCACAGCUCCUCUUGGACCAAUAUAGAAAAAANUCUAAACUUUUCUCCACCAAAGUGGUCUUAGUUCCUCUUGGAGAUGAUUUUCGUUACGACAAAUCGUCUGAAUGGGAUCAACAAUUUCUAAAUUACCAGAAGCUGUUUGAUUAUAUGAACUCUCAUCCAGAAUUGCACGUGAAGGCUCAGUUUGGAACAUUGUCAGAUUACUUUGAUGCGCUCAAUAAAGCUGCUGGUUCAAGCAUGUCACCAUCACCUUUUCCUAUUGUGAGUGGGGACUUCUUUACUUAUGCAGACAGAGAUGACCAUUACUGGAGUGGAUAUUUUACCUCUCGACCAUUCUAUAAACGACUAGACAGAGUUUUAGAAUCUCAUCUGAGAGCAGCAGAAAUUCUUUACUCUUUGGCAUUGGUUGGUGUCCAAAAAUCUAACAAAAUGACAAUAUUUCCUUCAUCUGAAAAUUAUAAAUUGCUGGUAGAAGCAAGGCGAAAUCUUGGUCUUUUCCAACAUCAUGAUGGAAUCACUGGAACCUCUAAAGAGUGGGUCGUUGUGGACUAUGGCACGAGACUCUUUCACUCCAUAAUGAACUUGAAGAGGGUGAUAAUAGAUGCAGCUCAUUUUCUCAUUUUAAAAGACAAGGAAAAUUACAAGCACACCUCUUCAACUCCCUUUCUUCAGAUGGAUGAUAACCAAGAUACCCAGGAUGCUUUACCAAAAAAGACAAUCAUCGGAUUGAACUCACUGCCUCGGUUUCUUGUGAUGUAUAACCCCACAGACCAGGACCGCACCUCUGUUGUAACAGUGUAUGUAAAUUCAUAUAAAGUAAGGGUGCAAACUGCUUCAGGGCAACACGUGACAUCCCAGGUUAGCGCAGUUUGGGACACACCCACCACAGUUUCUAAAGACGCAUUCCAGGUUUCCUUCCUGGCACAGGUGCCAGCCCUGGGUUUGGGGCUAUACCAACUUGUGGAAGCACAAGAUAUAAAAACGGUGCUUGCAGAUUACACAGUGUGCUUGAAUGGAAGAGAAGACGUGACAGUCAGCACAGACAGUGCCUUCAUACUCAAUGUACUCAAAAGCUCUACUGAUGAUUUGAUUAUUGAAAAUUCAAAUAUGAAAGCUUGGUUUUCGGGAACUAAAGGUUUUAUUCAGAAAAUAAAGACCAAGGAUGAUGAUAAGGAACAUCAGAUAAAUAUUCAGUUCAUGUGGUACGGAACAACAAGCAACCGAGACAAGAGUGGUGCCUACCUCUUUCUACCUGAUGGAGAAGCUAAGCCAUAUUUUUCUUCAAAACCCCCUAUCUUGAGAAUAACCCGUGGCCCAAUAUUUUCGGAGAUAGUGUGCAUCUAUGAACACUUCACACACUCAGUCCGGCUCAACAAUGUGCAGGGAAUCGAUGGACUGUCAAUGGAGGUGUCAAAUAUUGUCGAUAUUACGAGAGAACAAAAUCGGGAGAUGGUCAUGAGGCUGGUCACAGAUAUCAAUAGCCAGAAUCAGUUCUAUACUGACCUGAACGAUUUCCAGAUUCAACCACGGCAGACUUUGAGUAAAUUACCUCUUCAAGCAAAUUUUUACCCUCUGACCACAACUGCAUAUAUCCAGGAUAAUGGUUUUCGAUUGACCCUGCACUCUGCUCAGUCACUGGGAGUUGCCAGCUUAAAGAGUGGCCAGCUGGAAAUUAUAAUGGACCGUAGACUAAUGCAGGAUGACAACCGUGGUCUGGGUCAAGGUCUCCAAGACAACAAAGUAACAGCCAAUUUGUUCAGACUCUUAUUGGAGAGAAAAAUUGGAGUGGAUGCGGAGGAGAGCAAAACAGUAGUGAAUUACCAAUCAUUGUUGAGCCAUAUAACAUCUUCCUAUCUGAAUCACCCAAUUAUUCCAAUGCCUGUGAACAUGAAUGAUGAUGGAAUCCCACCACUAUCCGACUUCUUCAGUCCUCUUACAUCAUCCAUGCCAUGUGACAUGCAUUUACUUAAUCUGAGAACGAUAGGAGGAACGGAGGAAGGAAUCCCAUCAGAUGAAACUGCCCUGAUCAUCCACAGAAAGGGUUUUGAUUGUAGAUUUUCAAAUAAAAACACUGGACUGCUAUGUUCCACGACUCGGGGCAAGAUUCCUGUGUUCAAACUCUUUAAAAAUGUUAAAAUUCAAAGUCUGAUUCCAUCAUCCUUGACUUUGAUGCAUACUCUACCAGAGCCCAGUAAUACUAGUGAAAUACACCUGAAUCCAAUGGAGAUAAGUACAUUCCGAAUUCGGUUAAGAUGAAUCUCGCUCCUACUCAGAUUGCCUGAUAAACUGUUAUAAAAAUUGCAUCAUCUACGAUCCUGAGGCGCAAUAACUAUAAGCACAUUUUACUAAGACUUCUGAAAAGCAUUGAUGCAUUCUUUUUUCAAAAAAUGUCAAGUCUACUGAUUCAAUAGAAAAACAAAAAUCAA